Chiloscyllium plagiosum (whitespotted bambooshark) is the source of this 4368-nucleotide messenger RNA. It is a transcript of the gene znf385c, whose product is annotated as zinc finger protein 385C. The record is from RefSeq and is a predicted model, not a curated record. Gene Ontology annotation, cellular component: nucleus. Gene Ontology annotation, molecular function: zinc ion binding; nucleic acid binding. Lineage: Eukaryota; Metazoa; Chordata; Chondrichthyes; Orectolobiformes; Hemiscylliidae.
CUAUCGGCGGCGCGCCUACUGCUGCUCAGUCUGGAUUGAGAGACAAUGUUAGAGGCAGCGAAGGAGACAGAGCUCGGGAUCAGCACAGGAGUCUGUCUAGAACCCAUCAUCAUAGUGUGGCAUUGAACCACACAAUAAAAGACUAAUGUUCAACUUGACCAGCAAGAACUACAAUUCCUCCUGAGAUCAUAAAAGGACAGGGGAUAAAUUGCAACCUGAUCAUCUGGGUGGAAACUGAUAGAAAUGAGUUGACUUCAGUAAAGAGUAAAAUCAGGUAUGAAACGGCCAUUAAAUCCUCCUCUACCUCCUGAAAGUGGAGACGCAGAUCCUUCCUUGGUGAAUGAUGACGCCACAGAAUUACAAUCUGUAGUUACGGACAGCACGCAGAAGCGGGAAAAGAAACUCCAGACUUUCACUCUUUGUGGUGUGUGUAACAUCCAACUCAACUCUGCUGCCCAGGCCCAGAUCCACUACAAUGGAAAAUCCCACCAAAAACGGCUAAAAAAGCUCCAAAAUGGAAAAAUGCCCACCAGCCAAGGUUCUACAGGCCAAAGCAAUAGUGUGCUAGCAUCCCUACAGCUGCAAGGUCGAGCCAUGCAGCAAGCUCUCGAUAUGAAACACUUACUACCCUUUCGGCUGAACAACCCCUCUCCUGUUGGAUUAUUCCCCAACUUCAGCACAAUGGAUCCAGUCCAAAAGGCAGUAAUAAAUCACACGUUUGGCGUCACACUGCCACCCAAAAAGAAGCAAGUAAUCUCUUGCAAUGUCUGCCAUCUGAGAUUCAACUCUGAGAACCAGGCUGAGGCACACUACAAGGGUCACAAACACGCCCGAAAGCUCAAAGCUCUGGAAGCCCUGAAAAAUAAGCAGAAAGCUGCAGCAGCCAAGGAGGAUGACAUGACACAGGCAAUUCACAAUCCAGACGACACUAUGAGCGAUGCAGAGAAAACAGAGGAUUGUCCAACCACACCAAUGGGUGAGAAAACAAAAGGUAAUUCUACCUCAAUGGUUCAUGUAUCAAAAGUAUUUCUGGUGGAAAAUGCUGGCACCAAGACAUCAGCCAUGUUUUCCUGCUCAGAAGCUACGAAUGGCAGGUCGGAAAAUGACAUUGCAACGUCAGUAAUGCACACUGCAGAGAUCAUUCGAAGUGAGGGCACUGACAGUGUUAGCUCAGCCCCUGAAAGUGAGAAAGAAGGAGAGAAAAUGAAACAGCAGCUUUACUGCGCAGUUUGCAAAGUGACGGUGAACUCUGCAUCUCAGCUCGAGGCACACAACAAUGGGUCCAAGCAUAAGUCAAUGCUGCAGGGACAGAACAGUCACAGCAGAAGAAGCAGACUGAGACUCUUCCCACGGACUUUGUACAAAACCAAACGCAUCGGUAACAAAGGGAGCAUCGGUCUACAGAGCAAGGCUUUUCACUGUAAUAUCUGUGAGAUUUAUGUUAACUCUGAAACACAACUCAAACAGCAUAUGACUAGUAGAAGACAUAAGGAGAGACUUACAGGAAAACCAUCUAAGCCUAAAUACAGUCCUUAUACCAAGCUUCAACAGACUGCGGUGUUGGCGACAAAGAUGGCUUUUCAGAAGCACCUCACAAAACCAUUGGCAACUGGCUUCUUACCAAAUCCUCUAACAGCAGCUGCUGUCUGUGCAAUGCCAAACCUUGCUCUUCGACCGACUACACUCUUCCAGACACCAUUUCUCGGACCAGCCUUCUUCAGAGCCACUCCAGGUCCUCUGAGGGCAACACAUACACCAUUUCUGUUUGCACCAUAUUGACUUCAGGGUUCAAAUCAUCACAGACAUUUUGGAAACUAAAAGGGAACUAUGCAGUCAUAAAUGUGAACAUUAUAAGUUAUGCAUGGCAGACUUCUGCCUCCUUGCUUCAACAUCUAUUGUCAGCAGUUUUAUACUGCAAAUAUAUUUAGAUGAACUUCAUAUUAAGAAAAUAUGGUUUCAGUUACAAAGACAAUUACAGAACUGAUUUAGAUGUGCGUAGAUUUCUGGUAGAACCAUGGGCUACCAAUCUAUUUUGCACAAUAUUUUUGUGAGUUCUUUAACAUGUGUCAGUUGCUAGUGAAGAUAUUGAGUGCGAGGGCAGUUUUUUUUAUACAGAAAUAGAAUCAAAAAUCUGAAAAAAAAAGAACACUUUGAAGAAAAACGAUUUUGAAGCCAAAACAAUUGAUGAGAAAUCGAAUAGCACAUCACAGGACUUUUUGCUGUCCAAAGAAGGAUACGUGAAUGGAUAGCCGAAGAGUGGUCCUAGCUCAUUGCCUCAGUUGGAUAGAUAACAUGGAGAAAAUGAAAUGUCAGCCCCAUUUUAGUUAAGGGUGCCUAUUUGAUAUAAAGGUUCAGGAGGCAAUUUGAACCCAUUGCAAAGAAGUACAAAAUUGCAGCUGACUUUCCUGUACGCAGCCCUCAUUCAUCAGUCAUCAUCGUCCAUCAUACUGCGAGCUUCACAAAUGUCAAGCCAAUGAGGCUGGAAGUGGAUGGAUCUGAAAUGUUUCAAAGCAUUAGCCGAUUUGAUCCUAAUUGAGAUAAUGAGCACACUGUCUCUGUGUACAAGUUUAUUGCUAACUGCUUUCGAAGAUCUAAUAAGAAAAUACUAAUGGAAGACUGGAUCAGAAAAUCAUAUAUGUUCCAACGAUUCAUAUUGAUAGGUUAUCACCAAUUUUAAUAAAUUCUAUUUAAAGCAUCUUGAUAACAUUCAAAGCAAAUUAUUUGCUAGGGGCAUUAUUUUAUGGUUCCUAUCAAGCAAGCCAUUUAGUUUUCUGGCAAAGUUCAGAAUUUGGAUUUUAGUAUUCAAUGUUUUCGAAACCUUGCCUCAUAGAGGCCCAUAUUUUAUACUUAAAAACGCUAAUGUUUUGAAAGGACGCAUUUAGUAGAUUUGAGACCGAGCGAAACACUUCAGAUAAUGACUCGUAACAACCACAGUCGUGUAAGCAAAGCACAGUUAAAUCUGAAGCAAAUUAUUUUUAAUUACACCAAAAGUCAAUUUUGGGCAUUCACACGUUUUUCCCCAAAUAGGUUCAUUUAUUUGAGGUUUGGAAUUUGCUUUAGACAUAGCAAGUCACCAAAAAGGCCAGCAAGGAUUUAAUGUAUACAUUUCACCAAAGGAAGUAGUGUUUUAUUAGCCUAAUGUGGUCUUCCAUGCCAAUGAUAGUUUAUGGAUUAGGGGAAGUAUAGAUUCAUUGGAAACACCUACCAUUCCACCACCCUAUUGUCUCUGAAGUUAUGGAUUGUUUGUCUAACCCUAUUUUGCUUGGCUUAGUACAGAUACAGAGAAAGUUGUUUUAUAAAAUAUUUUCAUUGAUAUUCUAGUGCUUUUUGCUAUGUAGUUUAUGUAGACUGAGAUAUUAGCCUUAUUUAGGUUUGUUAUGCAAACCAUUUUUUUUUCUGAUAGCCUCCACUGUUGAUUCCUACAAUUAUCAUUUUGUUAGAAGAAUACAACUGUGCUAGAUGAGGGCCCUUGUGGUGCAGUGGUAGUGUCCCUACCUCUAAGCCUGGAGUCCUGGGUUCAAUUCAUAUCCUACUCCAGAAGGAUGUAACAACAUCUAUGAAAAGAUUGAUUAGAGAAUAUCUGCAAGCAUGCUUGAGCUGUUGUAGUACAGUGGUAGUGACCCUGCCUCUGGGCUGUUGUAGUUCAGUGGUAGUGUCCCUGCCUCUGGGCUGUUGUAGUUCAGUGGUAGUGUCCCUGCCUCUGAGCUAAGAGAGACUCAGGUUCAAGUCCCCUCUACUACAGAAAUAUCAUAACAUCUCUGAACCGGUUGAUUGCAAAUGUGUUUUACAUAUAAAAGUUAAUUGGUUUAAUAGCACUCAUUGUUAUAGACUUGCCUUUGUAUCACACAUAGAAAAGGAAUGGUGUGUCUAAUAAGUGGAUUAAGCACCAUUCUUUCCAUACCGUCUCAUCAGUUGUUUUAAGCAAACACUAUCACACUGCUCCAGAUUCCCUACGUCUUUCUUAAUGCGCGAUUCAAACAAACAAACACUGUGAAUAUCAUCCUCAUCAUCUCAGGCUUUCCACUAUGAAUAUCAUUUUACCAAAAACUUCAAAAUGUCAUCGGUCACUGGGUGAUGGGUCUUUUGUGUCUGUAUGUUGUUAACUAUUUGGAAUCAUAUGACUACAUACCACCAUUUGGUUAUAGAACAAUCCAGGAUUGCAGAUAAAUCCUCUCAUGUUCUCUUUGGGCUGUCACAUCUAUGAUAUUUACAAAUACAGUAACUGCUGAAAAGUAUUUUGAUAAUAGCUAUUUUUCUGUCAAUGUUGGCUGCCACCAGUCCAUCAAUCCCCCUUGAAAGCCUCUCAUCAUACAGAUGAGUGAACACUCGGUUAGAAAUGUAACAUUUCAAGUUUAAUAAAUCAAACGC